CACCUCUUUCACCCCCACUGCCCGUUCUAGCUAUAGUUCUUUUCCUGCGCUACCGGGUGCAGGAAUUGUUUAUAAGGUAGCCAUAGCUUCCCUACACCUACUAUCCGAGCUGGAUCCUACGACAGGAGGCGAAUCUUUCCAGCUUCAGGAUCUACCACAAUUACGCGAGUCGAGAGAGCAAGCUAGGAAACAGCUCGAAAAGCAACUUCGCAAGCAACGCCGGGACGACGACAAAUUUUUCACCAGGCUUGACCAAGCGGAGAGCGGUAUGAAGUUCUCUCACAGUAUUCAGUUCAAUGCUGUGCCUGACUGGAGCUCGCACUACAUUGCCUAUUCAAAUUUGAAAAAGAUCAUUUACCAACUGGAGAAGAGUGUCGUCCGAGCUAGCUCGCGAGAUGACACCGAGGAGUCCGCCCUCAUCCCUAAUGCGAGAGAACCUGCUGUCGAUACCGAUUUAGUCUUUCGACGGACACUCGACCGUGAGCUUGAGAAAAUCUCUUCUUUUUAUAAUCUUAAAGAAGAUGAGCUUCUCCGAGAGGUCUACCAGCUUUCCGCCGACGCCGAGUCUUUCGAGGAAGGAAGGGAUGCCGAGAGUGUGACCGAUUCACAGCUUAUUGGAGAGAGUGGUAGGCGGAGGUACAGCUUGGGCGGUAUGAGUGGAGUAUUGCGAACAAGGAGCAGUCUUGAUGAGCCCACCGACCGGGAAGAUGACACAGAUGAUGACGAGGAGGAGGGACAGCAAUCUGGAGCUGGAACUGGAUUGCUGUCGAAGUCGAAGAGAGGUAAGGGCUGGAAUAGCAAUAUGGAGGGCUCACACACUAGUCACGUAUCGGACAGUGGGUUAUUUCAGCGACGCGCAUCACAAACCUUUGAUGAAUAUCAUGGCUACGCUGUAGGAGACUUAUGCGACAAACGAGUCAUGUUGAAGAAACGAACCAUUUCAUUAUUCGUUGCCUUGAGAGAGCUGAAGAGUUUUGUCCAGCUCAAUAGGACAGGGUUUGUGAAAGCAUUGAAGAAAUACGACAAGAUUCUCAACAGAGGUCUCAAGUCACAGUAUAUGCAGGGUGUGGUGGAACCUUGCUAUUGUUUUCGACCUGAAACUACAGCAGAGUUGGACAAGGCUAUCGGAAAGGUCGAGGACAUAUAUGCGUCGCUUGUCACGGGCGCAGACUUGGAUGCAGCGAAACGAGAACUUCGAUUGCAUCUUCGUGAACAUGUCGUUUGGGAGCGCAAUACAGUAUGGAGGGAUAUGAUUGGUAUUGAGAGGAAAGCCCAAGCAGCAAACAUGGGAAUUCGACGAACGUUGCUUGGCGAUACUACGGACCCAACAAGGUCAAGGCUGACAGGUGACGAGCCUGAGAUAUCUGUAACUAAAGAGUUGGAAACACCGGUUGGAAAGAUAAAGUAUUCCACUUGGGUAUUCAGCGGCGGAUUCUUCGUUCUUGUGGCUCUUUUGCUAGUUUUCACGGUCCUAUUGCUUGUUCCCAUGUUCCCUUCGCCUGAGCAGCAGAAUUGCCUUGCGAUGCUAGUGUUUGUGUCUCUCCUAUGGGCCACUGAGGUUAUCCCGCUCUUUGUGACAUCGCUUCUUGUUCCGUUCUUGGUUGUUCUGCUUCGAGUUGUGCGCUCGGACCAGAAGCCGCAUGUUCGACUGGAGACAAAGGAAGCCACUAGAUAUAUUUUCUCGGCUAUGUGGACCCCUGUGAUCAUGUUGUUACUAGGCGGGUUCGCGAUUGCUGCUGCCUUGAGCAAGUACGGGAUCGCAAAAAUGCUGGCCACUGUCGUAUUAAGCAAAGCGGGUACUAAGCCUAGGACAGUUCUAUUGGCUAAUAUGUUUGUGGCUAUGUUCGCAAGCAUGUGGAUUAGUAACGUUGCAGCUCCAGUUUUGUGCUUUUCUAUCAUUCAGCCUAUGUUAAGGAACCUGCCUUCUGAAUCCAGGUUUUCCAAAGCACUCAUCCUGGGUAUUGCUUUAGCGUCAAAUAUUGGUGGCAUGGCUUCACCGAUCGCAAGUCCGCAGAACGUCAUUGCUUUGCAGAACAUGCGACCGGCUCCUAGCUGGGGCGCUUGGUUCUUUGUGGCUUUGCCAGUGUGUAUUUUGUCCAUUCUCGUGAUAUGGGCAUUACUCUUGAUAUCGUUCAACCCUAGCAGGGGAACAACCAUUGUUCCUAUCCGACCUGUGAGGGACAAGUUUUCUGGUGUGCAAUACUUUAUAUCUUUCGUCACCAUUGUAACUAUCAUUUUGUGGUGCUUCUCACAUCAGCUUGAGCAUGUAUUUGGGGAUAUGGGCGUCGUCGCCAUUAUCCCUCUUGUACUCUUCUUCGGAACCGGUAUCCUUACCAAGGAAGACUUCAACAAUUUCCUAUGGACCAUUAUCAUUCUUGCGGCUGGCGGAUUAGCUUUGGGCAAAGCCGUGAACAGCUCGGGGCUUUUGCAUGCCAUCGCACAGGCUAUCAAAGAGGAGACACAGGGUAUGGGUCUUUAUGGAGUGCUUGUCGUUUUUUGCGCCUUAAUCUUGGUCAUCGCAACGUUUAUCAGCCAUACCGUUGCUGCACUGAUUAUUCUGCCAAUCGUUGCCCAAGUUGGUGCAAGUAUGGAAGAGCCACACCCGAACUUACUCGUUAUGGGCGCGGCUUUGAUGUGCUCUGCUGCAAUGGGUCUCCCCACCUCUGGUUUCCCUAAUAUGACGGCAAUCAUGAUGGAGAAUCCACAGACAGGCCAGCGAUACUUGAGAGUCCAACACUUCAUCAGUCGGGGCAUCCCAAGCAGCGUGUUCUCGUUUCUGAUCGUCAUUACGGUAGGCUAUGGCUUGAUGCUCAUCGUUGGGUUUUGAAGGGGUGGAUUUCUAGCAACAGGAGUUCUCACAGGCUCCUUUCCGUUUUUCUGUUCCCAAUUCACGGGAUGUGCAUUCCUUCAGUUUUUAGGUCAUGCAUAUUUACGGACGAGUUGAACCUAGGAUGUUUUUGCCCUUUGCUAUUAAUUUCUUAUCUAUGCUGCCCCUUGUGUAUAUCUUGGAUUCUACGGUAAAGACGGUUUUUAUUUUCAUUUUUAUUUAUUUAUUUAUUAGCGUUGCAUGAAGCGGUUAAGUUGUAUUGUAUGGUGUGAAAGAGCAUUUUUAUUUCUUGGGGAUAUAUUGUCCUGCUGUUAAUCUCUGAUUGCGUUUGGUGGAUGUCGCAUCAUUUGACGAAUUCACAAUACUAGAAUCGAUGAUUAAAUUUGCU
Molecule: messenger RNA, 3215 nt
Organism: Tuber melanosporum (Perigord truffle)
Lineage: Eukaryota; Fungi; Ascomycota; Pezizomycetes; Pezizales; Tuberaceae
Exons: 6
Coding region: 269-2827 (852 amino acids)
Biological process (GO): phosphate ion transport; polyphosphate metabolic process; monoatomic anion transmembrane transport
Cellular component (GO): membrane
Molecular function (GO): phosphate transmembrane transporter activity
Source: RefSeq, a predicted model, not a curated record